UUCUGGGAAGUUAUCUCCGACGAGCACGGUAUCGACCCUACUGGUACCUAUCAUGGUGACUCUGACCUCCAGCUGGAGCGCAUUAAUGUGUACUACAACGAAGCCACCGGUGGACGAUAUGUUCCUCGUGCUGUACUGAUGGAUCUUGAGCCUGGCACUAUGGACUCGGUUCGCGCUGGUCCGUUCGGCCAGCUCUUCCGCCCCGAUAACUUCGUGUUCGGACAGAGUGGAGCCGGCAACAACUGGGCUAAGGGUCACUACACGGAGGGUGCUGAAUUAAUUGAUUCCGUCCUUGAUGUCGUCCGUAAGGAGGCUGAAGGUUGCGAUUGCUUGCAGGGUUUCCAAAUCUGCCAUUCUAUGGGUGGUGGUACCGGAUCUGGUAUGGGAACUCUCUUGAUCUCCAAGAUUCGUGAAGAGUACCCUGAUCGGAUCAUGGAGACAUUCUCCGUGUUCCCCUCCCCUAAAGUGUCCGACACUGUCGUGGAGCCUUACAAUGCUACCUUGUCAGUACAUCAGCUUGUUGAGAACGCUGAUGAGGUCAUGGUACUCGACAACGAGGCCCUCUAUGACAUUUGCUUCAGGACUUUGAAACUCACAACGCCUACUUACGGUGACCUCAACCAUUUGGUAUCUGCUGCUAUGUCUGGUGUCACUACUUGCUUGCGAUUCCCCGGUCAGCUCAACGCUGAUCUCCGUAAGCUUGCGGUCAACAUGAUCCCAUUCCCCCGAUUACACUUCUUUAUGACGGGCUUCGCCCCCCUCACCUCUCGCGGCUCUCAGCAAUAUCGCGCCCUGACCGUGCCCGAAUUGACUCAGCAGAUGUUUGAUGCUAAGAACAUGAUGUGUGCAUCCGAUCCUAGACAUGGACGAUAUCUGACAGCAACCGCUCUCUUCCGUGGCCGAAUGUCGACUAAAGAGGUCGACGAGCAAAUGCUGAAUGUCCAGAACAAGAACUCAAGCUACUUUGUCGAGUGGAUCCCCAACAACAUCAAGAGUGGUGUCUGCGAUAUCCCACCCAAGGGUCUUAAGAUGGCUGUGACCUUCUUGG
Molecule: messenger RNA, 1048 nt
Organism: Perkinsus marinus ATCC 50983
Lineage: Eukaryota; Perkinsozoa; Perkinsida; Perkinsidae
Product: beta-tubulin, putative
Exons: 1
Biological process (GO): microtubule cytoskeleton organization; mitotic cell cycle
Cellular component (GO): cytoplasm; microtubule
Molecular function (GO): GTP binding; GTPase activity; structural constituent of cytoskeleton
Source: RefSeq, a predicted model, not a curated record